Messenger RNA from Lycium barbarum (goji berry), 2926 nucleotides. RefSeq names its product probable E3 ubiquitin-protein ligase ARI7. Gene Ontology annotation, molecular function: zinc ion binding; ubiquitin conjugating enzyme binding; ubiquitin protein ligase activity. The coding region runs from base 115 to 2463 and encodes 782 amino acids. NCBI's taxonomy places the organism in Eukaryota, Viridiplantae, Streptophyta, Magnoliopsida, Solanales, Solanaceae. The transcript has a single exon. The record is from RefSeq and is a predicted model, not a curated record. Gene Ontology annotation, biological process: positive regulation of proteasomal ubiquitin-dependent protein catabolic process; ubiquitin-dependent protein catabolic process; protein polyubiquitination. Gene Ontology annotation, cellular component: ubiquitin ligase complex; cytoplasm.
UAGGGCUAAAAUUUCUGUUCCGAAGAACAACAAUAGCAUUAUAAAUACUUUCACUCAGCUCCCCACUUUUCAGUUUUUUACCUUAUACAAUACAAAAUCCUUCACGCAUUGAUCAUGGAGACCGACGUGGACAUGUACGACGAUGGAAGUGACGUGGAGUCUCUGUCCGGCGGCGAUGACGUCAUCAACGGGGGAUACAGUGACGCAUCAUCCUCAGACGAUGACGUCAUCAUCGGAAAUGAUCCUGAUGAUUCCGAUGUUCUUCUUUCCGGAGACAACAAAAACUACGUCGUUUUAUCCGAUGAUGAUAUUCGUCGUCUCAUGGACGACGAUAUCAACAAAGUUUCAUCUGUUCUCUCCGUUUCGAAAACCGAAGCAUCUGCUUUACUCCGUAGGUAUAACUGGAGUGUCAAUAAAGUUCAUGAAGAAUGGUUUGCUGAUGAAUCAAAGGUUCGAGAAGCUGUAGGGUUAAAAAUAAUACAGGAGAAAAAAAUUGAUGUAACACAACAUAUCAUAACUUGUGGAAUUUGCUUUGAGGAUUAUUCCUCUUCUGAUGAUGAUGGGAUUUUGAGGAUGGCUUGUGGUCAUCCUUUUUGUGUUGAAUGUUGGAAAGGGUAUAUUUGUAAUUCGAUAGCUGAUGGUCCUGGAUGUUUGAAUUUACGCUGUCCAGAACCGUCUUGUAGAGUUGCUGUCACACAACAUAUUAUAGAUCGGUUAACGUCGGAGGAUGAUAGGAAGAGGUAUUGCGGGUUUCUUUUCCGUAAUUAUGUUGAGGAGAACAGGAAGAUUAAGUGGUGUCCUGCUCCGGGAUGUGAUUUCGCGGUUGAAUUUGAUAUAGGGAGUGAUAAUUGUGAAGUUGUGUGUGGUUGUUCGAAUUAUUUUUGCUGGAAUUGUACGGAAGAAGCUCAUCGUCCAGUUGAUUGUGAUAUGGUGGUUAAGUGGAUGGAGAAAAAUAAUGCGGAAUCGGAGAACACGAAUUGGAUUUUGGCUUACACAAAGGCUUGUCCUAAAUGCAAGCGACCGAUUGAAAAGAACGAAGGGUGUAUGCGAAUGACUUGUCGAGAUCCUUGCAAGUAUCAGUUUUGUUGGUUGUGUCUUGAUUCUUGGGCGCUUCACGGGUAUAAUCCAUGUAACAAGUACAAGCCAGGGAACGAAGACGAGCAAAAGAAAGAAAUGGCCAAGCAAAGUAUUGAGAAAUACACGCAUUAUUACGAGAGAUGGGCUGCUAAUGAGAAGUCAAGGAAGAAAGCUGUAGAAGAUUUGAGGAGAAUGGGGGAAGUGAAUGUUAAGGAGCUGAGUGAAUUGCAAAGCGUUCCAGAGACACAAUUGAAGUUCAUCUUAGAAGCCUGGAAGCAGAUUGUUGAAUGUAGGAGAGUGUUGAAGUGGACUUAUGCUUAUGGGUUUUACUUGCCUGAUGUGGAGCACACGAAAAGGCAGUUUUUUGAGUACUUGCAAGGACAGGCGGAGGCCGGUUUGGAGAGGCUUCACCUUUGUGCAGAGAAGGAACUGGAGAUUUACCUGAAUGUUGAAGAAGGUAAUUCCAAAACAUUUGAUGAUUUCCGUAUAAAGCUUAGUGGUCUGACUAGUGUGACUAAGAACUACUUUGAGAAUUUAGUUAGAGCACUUGAGAAUGGUCUUGAAGAUGUGGAUUCGCAAGGAGCUCUUUGUAACAUACCAACGAGCUCCAAAAGUACUGCUGUGAGCAGCAAAAGGACGAGUUCGAGGGACAGAAUGCUCGUCAAGGCAAGAUCUGAUAAAUUUAUGACCCUCAUAAGAACUGGAAAUGCAAAACUACCUAGCAUUAACAACACUGUAAGUUCGAAACAUGUCUUAAUUGCUGGUGGGGUAAAUACGAAUAGCUCCAAGAAUCUUGCUAUAAGUGGAGACAACACUUUGAGAACAUUAAAAAAUCCGCUUGAUGCUGGGGGCAGCAACUUUAUGGGAACAAAAGAUGCUGCACCUGUAGUUGCAGUUGCAAGGAGUUACACUGUGGGCUCACAAGCUUUACCACAACCUGGGGCCGGCUCGAGUAAUUUACAGCUAGCUGGGGGCAGCAAGGUAAUGAACAUUGGAGGAGGCAGUGUGACAAACUUGGCAAAUGCACAUGUGGCUGGAAGAAACAACCUUACUGUGUCUAAAACUCCACAUGUGGCUGGGAGCAGCAGCAGAAUAGGUGGUGGGAAAAAGCGCAGGACAACAAAUGCUGGGCCAUCCGUAAUCAUAAAGUUGGAUGACGACGAUGUAGGAGAGGCAACUUCUGCCACAGGAGCAUCAUUAACACAAAACUUGAUUGAUGAUUUGGAAGGUUGGGCAUGCGAUUCGUGCACAUUUCUGAAUGCUGGCUCUACCACGACAUGCCUAAUGUGCAGUGAAGAUGCUUCUGGCAGUUGGGAAUGCGAAAAGUGUACAUUUCUCAAUAAGAAGCAUGCUACCACAUGCCAAAUGUGUGAGCACAGUAGAUGAAGUCCUUGCACCUAAAAAUAAAUGGCUGCCGGAUGAUACUCUUGGCCACAAGUUAGUUUUUGCAUUAUUCUACCUUACCGUUUUAUCAGUCUUAUGUUAUGUCUUUUGGUCAAUAGCUACCUAAAAGUUUCUUAUUGUAUCAUUUGGAUGCAUAGGCUUUUGGGGAGUAGUAUAGUUAUACAUAUAUAUAUAUAUAUAUAUAUAUAUAUAUAUAUAUAUAUAUAUAUAUAUAUAUAUAUAUAUAUAUAUAUAUAUAUAUAUAUAUAUUCCUGGUAAUUCUAGUGAUACACAUUCUCCAGGUACAAUACAUAACAGCUUCAGCUUUUCUUGUUUUGAUUAAUAUACUACUAGGCACUGCCCAGUAGCUUUUUUUUAUUAAUAAUCCGAUCCAAACAAAUAGCUUACAUCAUGUAAAAAAUAAGAACUUGAAAGAAUAAAAGAUACUACUACUACUUUAGAACUU